CAUACCGUGACAUUUACCCGGUUCAAGCCAUAAACUUGCCAGUGUUUUGCUCCGUUGUGUUUUCGCUAAGACAUCACAAUUACUUAUUUUUCCACCAUUAUUGUGUAUAUUAUUGAAUUCAUCAUGAGAUUGGAGAUUACGGGAAUUAUGAAAUUUGGAUUGCUUGCAUCCACACUGCUGGUGUCAACGGAUUUACUGAUUGGUUGGUAUUUACGACAAAAAAACCGAUCGCCACGAUUGAAUGAGGUUUUUUUUGUGAUGAGCAAUGCACUAUCAUGCUGUCCUCAUACGGCCAAAGAAGAUGCUAUCAAAAAAUGUCCAAAUCCACACUGCAAGGCCAAAUUGUCGCGUAAGAUCAUCGAACACAUUGAUUCGGCUAAACAUUUAAUAUGUAUCGCGAUGUACAUGUUCACAAUGAUACACAUCUCAGACGCUGUUAUGAAUGCAAAGCGACGUGGUGUUAACAUUCGAAUAAUCAGCGAUAGUUCAAUGAUUGCCUCGUCUAACUCACAAAUCAAUCGCUUUCAAAAAUCAGGAAUAAACGUGCGAAUUGCUGGCGAUGGGGAUUUGUAUAUGCACAACAAAUUCUGCUUGAUUGACGUUCUGAGCGGUGAGAAGUCUAAAGAGAACACACAUCCACUGAACGGAGUACUUAUCAAUGGCUCAAUGAAUUGGACAGCCAAUGGCUUCGAUCGGAAUUGGGAAAAUAUCCUAUUUACAUCUGAUGAACAUUUGAAGUCGGAAUACAAGCAGGCAUUCGAUUAUAUUUGGUCACGAAUCGAAUGAGAGGCAAUUAAAACCAAUGAGUCAUUUCACUUGAUUAAACCAAACCAUUCAUCCAAAUGCAAGGGGGUACACACAAAAAAUAUUUGUUGUAGAUCUGCGACGUCUAGUGAUGAACAUAUAGUUUCUAUAUUGAAUUCUACCACAGCUAUUUUAUGAAACGUCAAACCCUCAUU
Molecule: messenger RNA, 959 nt
Organism: Contarinia nasturtii (swede midge)
Lineage: Eukaryota; Metazoa; Arthropoda; Insecta; Diptera; Cecidomyiidae
Product: mitochondrial cardiolipin hydrolase-like
Exons: 4
Coding region: 124-786 (220 amino acids)
Biological process (GO): piRNA processing
Cellular component (GO): mitochondrion
Molecular function (GO): RNA endonuclease activity producing 5'-phosphomonoesters, hydrolytic mechanism
Source: RefSeq, a predicted model, not a curated record